UCUCUCCCUCCAGUGCCCCCCGGCACCUGUUUCUGAGCAAUGACCUCCAAGGCGAAGAAGCGGGUGGUGCUGCCCACGCGCCCCGACCCCCCCAGCACGGAGCAGAUUCUCGAAGAUGUGCAGCGCGCCCAGCCCAACGACCCCGUCUUCGUCCUCCUGGCCGAGCCAAGCGAAGAUUUGCCUUCCCCGACCAAGAACGAAGACCCCGAGGCCAAGCGCGAGCGCCUCUACCGGCUGACCCAAUCGUACGUGGAGAUGAACCACCGCCUCCAGGUGGCCUGCAGCCUGCUCAAGGAGAAGUGCGAGGAGCUCAAGCUGGCCGGAGCCACCCUCGAGCAGGGCAUCCUGGAGAUGAAGCAGAGGGCCUUGUGAGAUGACGCCCGCUCCGGGAGCCGGGCCAGCGG
Messenger RNA from Lacerta agilis (Sand lizard), 404 nucleotides. It is a transcript of the gene C18H19orf25, whose product is annotated as chromosome 18 C19orf25 homolog. The record is from RefSeq and is a predicted model, not a curated record. Lineage: Eukaryota; Metazoa; Chordata; Lepidosauria; Squamata; Lacertidae.